Molecule: messenger RNA, 1497 nt
Organism: Heterobilharzia americana
Lineage: Eukaryota; Metazoa; Platyhelminthes; Trematoda; Strigeidida; Schistosomatidae
Source: the annotation of a GenBank genome assembly
AUGCAGUCAAAACCUCAAUGGAAAACUGACAUAAGACCUUUAAAUCUUGCCAAACUUGAAGAGGCUGUAAGUGAUCUGAAACAAGGAAGGCGAUGGGAUAUCAUCACCUGGCAACUGCCCAGUUUACCGAAUCAGCCUAAAACUCUACAUGAUGAACAUGUUUCCACAGAAGAUAAUAGCAAAAGAGAAGGUAACCGUCAAUUCAACGAAGCCGAUGAAGAGGAUAUCUUGAGAGAGGGUGAAGAUAUUCAACUUUCUAUAACACCAUAUCCUCCACAGCUAAUGCCAGUUUUCAUACCUACAUCACUAGAAGACGGUUAUGCUCGCCUAACUUUGAUAUCGAAUUCAUCCGCUCGAUUUUUUGUACGUAUCUGUGAUCACAUUGUUGCUUUUCAAAAUUAUUCACCCAAUAAUCCGAAUGUAACGUUGUCAGAAAUGUUACUACGUGGUAUUAAACGUCAUCGUCAGCAAGCGGCUGCCUUGGAAGCUGUGCCUGAAUCACCGACAACAUCAUCACCGGAAUCUCCACUACCCACGAUAUAUGGUUUACCGUCGAAUUGGCCUACAAAGGUUGAUUUGAGACAAUCGUUGAAUUCAAGGGAAUUUCUGCAGAGGAUGCUUCUAACAACACCUCUUAUAAGUCCAGUCAUUACUCAACGAUUGGCUCCUGUCAGCUGCCCAGAUUUAGUCGCUCACUUAGAGCUGAUUCAUCGCACUUGCCGUCGAAGAUGGGCUAUAAAAAGAAUUGAGGAGAGUUUAUCUGAUUCUCAGUUGCAGUUAAAUACAGAAUACACGGGUCGUUUACAUGUUCUUAAAGAGCUGGGGUUUAUUGAUUCUGCUACACAAACCGGUUGUCUCAGUUUGAAAGGUCGAAUUGCCUGUGAACUUACAAAAAUGGAAGUCUUAGUAACUCAGUUACUGCUUGAUGGUUCAUUCACGGACCUUUCACCACCGGACCUUGCUGCUGUUUUGUCUUGCUUUGUAUUUGAUGCACGCGGCUCUGAUAUGAAUGCAGAACAACAACAAGAUGCUCAGUAUUUGCAAAGUCUUCUUGACUCUUUACGUUAUUCUGUUGAUUCUAGUCAAAAUGUCAGUUAUGCUAGUUCGUACAGCAACCCAAUUGUUACCUACCCUCCGCAUCUUGUACCAACAUUGGAAAAAAUUGUAUUAUCUGCUAUAAAGCUUGAAGAAUUACAAACUAAACACGGUCUUGCCGACCCAUCAACUGAUGCACGAGUAUCUUUUCAAGUUGUGAAUGCUGUCUAUGGUUGGGCUCAAGGUUAUUCAUUCUCAUCGCUGGUAUCUAUGACCAGCGUUCCUGAAGGACAUUUAAUCCGUGGUUUUCUUCAACUCGAUGAAUUGCUCCGUCAUAUAUGCAGUGCUUGUCAUCACCUUGGUGACAAAAAUCUAAGCUUACGAAUGACAGAAGCGAGAAAUGCAAUAUUACGCGAUCUUGUUUGUGCACCAAGUUUGUAUGUUGCUGAUGACCUUUUAUAA